Molecule: messenger RNA, 1327 nt
Organism: Taeniopygia guttata (zebra finch)
Lineage: Eukaryota; Metazoa; Chordata; Aves; Passeriformes; Estrildidae
Gene: DHRS9
Product: dehydrogenase/reductase 9
Biological process (GO): steroid metabolic process
Cellular component (GO): intracellular membrane-bounded organelle
Molecular function (GO): oxidoreductase activity
Source: RefSeq, a predicted model, not a curated record
AUGGCCACAGGCAAUGCAAUGCUUUUGGUUUUCAAGCUCUCACUUUCAGACUCACUGCACAUAGCAGUUUUGGCUUCCAUACUUUCUCUUAUCAUUUACUGGAUCAUCAGGGACAGAUCCAGAGUGAGAAACCUGAAUGGAGAGCAUGUCUUCAUAACAGGCUGUGACACUGGACUUGGAAACUCACUGGCUAAAUGGCUUGACAAAAAGGGAUUUUGUGUCAUUGCUGCAUGUGCCACAGAAAAAGGAAGCCAAGAGCUACGGUGCUGCUCUUCAUUCUCAUUGAAGACAGUGAAUCUAAACUUGGCAGACUCCAACAGCAUUGCCAGGGCUGUGGUGUUUGUGACUGAACAGACAGCUGGCAAGGGGCUUUUUGGCUUGGUGAGCAAUCCUGAAGGAACAGCACCUGUAGGACCCACUGACUGGCUGAGGAUUGAAGACUUCCAUUCUGUCCUGGAUGUUAGCCUGCUGGGAUUGAUUGAAAUCACACUCAAGCUUCUGCCACUUCUGAAAAAAGCUGAGGGAAGAGUUGUCAAUCUAAUUAAUGCCAAAGGUCUUAUGGCUUUUGUAGGGGGUGGCUACAGUCUGUCCAAAUGGGGAAUGGAAGCUUUCUCUGACACCUUACGGAUAGAAAUGUGGCAUUUUGGAGUGAAAGUAAGCAUUGUUGAGCAUGGUUUCUUUAAGGCAGAAGAUGUUAAUUCAGAUGCCAUUGAGAAAUACCUCCUCAGACUUUGGAACAGACUGACGCCUGAGAUCAGGGACUCCUAUGGAGAAGAAUACUUAGUUGAAUAUAUAAAAGCCCAAAGAUCAUCAGUGAAAAGACUGUGUGACUAUGAUAUUUCUAAUGUCAUAAAAUGCAUGGAACAUGCCCUGAUAGCAAAGUACCCCAGGAUACGAUACAGAGCUGGAUGGGAUGCAAAGUUCUUCUGGCUGUUUCUCUCCUAUGCCCCAAGCUGUCUGUCUGAUAUGCUGUUGCGUAUUACACUUCCAGCUCCAGCAGAGAGCAGGAGACCUGUUCAUGGAGUUCUAAUGAAUGUCUAGUAUUAACACAGUAUCAGCUGUGCAGAAAUAAAUAUCUACCCUAUCAAAACUAGAUAUCCUCUUCUAUCCAGUUACUAGAUUGUGAAAAUUCUUUUCAGAAGACACUUUCUCCAUCCCUCACCCCACCUUACCUGAAAUUUUGAGUUCAUAGCUAGGCUUGUAAAUCCAGCACGUUUUUGAAGGCUGUUGCUCAGAAAUUAUACCUCUAUAGGAUCUGCAUUCAUAAAAUUUUCAACUACAAAGCUAGUUAAUACUAUUCACACAAGACAUGAAGUCAAAUAAUAAU